AUGGCCUCUAAAGGGGGAGACGAGGACACUCAUUCAACUGAUGGGGAUACCAAGCAGGAACUAAACACUAAAGGUGAAAAAGAAGAGAAAGAGAAACAACAACCCGCCACAAACGCCCAAGACCAGGAUGAUGAUGAAGCAGGCAAAUGCAAUACUGACCAUCUCCUACAAGAAGUAAGCAAGAAACUACAUCAUCAUGGAACGAAGGAAUAUAUAGAGGAAGAAACAAGUGAUUCUCAAUUAACCAACAAACCAAUUAUUGAAAAUGAGAAAAUUGAAGAUUCUAAAUCAAAGGCUGGAAGUGGGAAUAUUGACGUAGAAACAAAUAAGACUGAUAUUCUAGAUAAAGAAGAACCCACCGAACAGUCUUUAGAUUUUGCAGAACGUCAAGAACUUCAAGACGGAGAAAUGAAAUCAGAAGAAUUGCCAGAAAAAAAUCAUAUUGAAAACAAAGAGAAAGAAGAUAACUCUGGUUUUGAACUAGGAAGAGCGAAACAGUCAGAAACUGAACAAAAUACUGAUCAAACGAACUUCGAUGUUGAAACAAGAAGUGUCACAUUUUCACAAAACGGUGACGAUAAACUAGUAGAACAAAAUGAUAGCUCUACUGAUCAUGCAAUAAGCAAAAGUCAUGAGCUAUCAGCAGACCAUAAAAAUGACGGAAAUCAAUUAGAAACUCAAGCAAAUUCAGAAAAUAAAGUAAAGAUAGACAGCAAUACAACUUACGUCACAAAACCAAAUAAAAAUGAUGAUUCUGCUAAUCUAGCAGAUAAUAUAAAUAUGUCAAACCCAAAAUAUUUUAACGAUAAUGAUGCUAAACGUGAUCAAGAAGAAAAUAAAGUAUUUCAGGAAUCUGUAGCUAAAUCUGAGACUGACCCAAAACAAAACGAAGAUUCUAUAUCUAUUGAUGUUCAUAAACCAGACACUGACCAGUUGUCAGAUAUUACGGCAGGUAUAGAAAAUCAGUUAGAGUCUAAAAGAGGGACUAGACAGCUUACCAAAUCUGAAAACAGCAUGGAUGAUGCAGAUAUUUCUAAAGAUGACAAUGGUAAUGUAGGUAACAUCGCCACUGAAUACACACCAGAUGAGAAAGCGAAACCACAUGCUGAGCAGGAAAAUGAUGCAGGCAAGUCAGAAAAUAGCUACGACGUGCACGUACAUCAAAAACAGGACUACCUUAACUCUGCUGAUGAUCAAUUGCUAACAAAAGGGCAGGCAUACCGCACCGACAUAUUAGACGGAGAAGAACUACAAAAAGUAGAGGUAUCAACGGAGUCGGAACAACAGUUAACUAGAAGUCAAGAUAAUCUAAAAUCUGAGCAUGAAUAUAGCAGCACAAGCGUGGACCAACAAAUUCAACGUGAUCUGAAUAAUAGGAAUACAGAUGGAAUAGAAAAUCAGCCUGGGGCUAAAUAUAUUGAUACACGUUCAGAAGUAGAUGAUGAAGCUGAGGACCAUAAAGAAAUUCCAGAUGAAACAUGUGGAAGUAUUCAAAACGGAUACGAUAGUUCCUCGUCUUCUCUUUCGACCGAUAUCGAUAAAAUUAAUAAAGAUCGUAAAACCAAACCCGUUAAGCCAUACCAGGUGCUACAGUCUAGGAAAAGAAUCGAACCUACAGCCACGGCUACAAAACAAAAAUUUAGAGCUCCUAUCCCUUCAUCUAACUCUUCGACGCCACAGAUGCAUGCAAGUCGCAAAACCUCUCGUAGUGCUCCCUUUAGACGAGCCGAACAUACAACAGAGACACCUGCAAAGUCUACUUCCUUUGCUUAUCUUAGACGCGCCAAGACUUCUAACAGCGGGAGAAUGAUAAGCAGAGGGAAAAAACAAGAAAAUAAGAGGAACAAACCGAACAAAAAAGGUGCAGAGAGCAAUAAAAAGAAGGACUACUUCCAGGAGGAGCUCAGGCGGUUGCGCGUACGACUCGGAAAAGAGGCUGAAAGCAUAAAGAGACCGCAAGUCAAAGAAUACGAACCGUUUGUGUGGACAAGUCUGGAGCCUUACUACAACACAUAUGUACCUCACUAUCUUAUAAACUUGCCUGAUGAAGAACUUCAACCACAAAGGCCCAUCAGUCGUGGCCGCCCCUCUCAAGGGGAUGAUUUUCACCAGGGAUACACAACGCGGAGCACGGCUAUAGGUCUAUGUGAUCCUUGGGUAGAUCUGCGUAUGGACCAGAGUAUUUUACCUAAACUGGAGCAACCGAAAGGACAAUCUAAGGAAAAACCUAAAUCACAAAAGAAAAAGGUGGAAAGUUCCCCAAAAGAAGGAAGCACAAGACUCCCUAAAUUCCCUGUCGUCGAUUUUAACGCUGGAAAGGAAAAUGCAACAAGGAUGUUCCCUUACAACGAGGUGGCAAAAUUUCGGGUAGAACUUAAGGACAGAUUUAGCUCGAAUGCAAAGAAGAAGGUCAACAAAGACUACAAACGCACGAAGGACGAUUUUUACAGAAUGGACCUUCACAAAUUAGACGAAAUUCACCCGUUGAAUCGCCAGCACAUGCGCAAAACUUAUUUUGCAUAUCUUCAAAACACACCUGGGUCACGAAAGGCGGUGAAAGACUGUGUUAAAACCUUGGACAAUGAGCCAGAAACCAAUAAGGAAACACCAGUUCUUGAGGAACAACAACAGCAACAGGCUGUGGCAAGCAACUGA
This is a messenger RNA of Ylistrum balloti, 2655 nucleotides long. RefSeq names its product myosin-10-like. The coding region runs from base 1 to 2655 and encodes 884 amino acids. The record is from RefSeq and is a predicted model, not a curated record. The transcript is spliced from 10 exons. NCBI's taxonomy places the organism in Eukaryota, Metazoa, Mollusca, Bivalvia, Pectinida, Pectinidae.